Molecule: messenger RNA, 1482 nt
Organism: Mauremys reevesii (Reeves's turtle)
Lineage: Eukaryota; Metazoa; Chordata; Testudines; Geoemydidae
Product: cytochrome P450 2G1-like
Exons: 9
Coding region: 1-1482 (493 amino acids)
Biological process (GO): xenobiotic metabolic process
Cellular component (GO): cytoplasm; intracellular membrane-bounded organelle
Molecular function (GO): iron ion binding; heme binding; oxidoreductase activity, acting on paired donors, with incorporation or reduction of molecular oxygen, reduced flavin or flavoprotein as one donor, and incorporation of one atom of oxygen
Source: RefSeq, a predicted model, not a curated record
AUGGAGCUCGGGGGAGCCGUGACCAUAUUCCUGGCUCUCUGCCUCUCCUGCCUGCUUCUCCUUUCGGCGUGGAAGAAAAUGCACAAGGGAGGGAAGCUGCCCCCGGGGCCGACCCCUCUGCCCUUCCUCGGCAACCUGCUGCAGCUGAAGACCGAGACUUUCAAGUCGUUCAUGGCGCUGCGGGAGAAGUACGGCCCGGUGUUCACGGUGUACCUGGGCCCGCGGCGGGUGGUGGUGCUGUGCGGGCACGAGGCCGUGAAGGAGGCCCUGGUGGAUCACGCGGAGGAGUUCAGCGGCCGAGGGGAGCUGGCGUCCAUCGACCGGAAUUUCAAGGGCUUCGGGGUGGCUUUGGCCAACGGGGAGCGGUGGCGGCAGCUGCGCCGGUUCUCCCUCACGGCGCUGCGGAACUUCGGCAUGGGCAAGCGAUCCAUCGAGGAGCGGAUCCAGGAGGAGGCGCAGUUCCUGCUGGAGGAGUUCAGGAAAACCAGAGGUUUGCCCUUUGACCCGAUCUUCUUCCUGAGCCGCACGGUCUCCAACGUCAUCAGCGCCGUGGUCUUCGGGAGCCGCUUCGACUACGAGGACGAGACGUUCCUGUCCCUGCUGCGCAUGAUCAAUGAAAGCUUCGUAGAGAUGACAUCUGCCCCCCUGCAGCUCUACGACAUGUACUCCUGCGUCAUGCAGUACCUGCCCGGGCGCCAUCACCGCAUCUACCACCUCAUCGAGGACCUCAAGGCCUUCAUCGCCGAGCGGGUGAAGAUCAACCAGGCCUCGCUCGACCCCAACGCCCCGCGGGAUUUCAUUGACUGCUUCCUCAUCCAGAUGGAAAAGGAAAAGAAAAACCCCGACAGUGAGUUCAACACCAAGAACUUGGUGCUCACCACGCUCAACUUGUUCUUCGCCGGCACGGAGACCGUCAGCUCCACCCUGAGAUACGGGUUCCUCUUCCUCAUGAAGUACCCGGAAGUCGAAGAAAAGGUGCACCAGGAAAUCGACCACGUCAUCGGCCGCAACCGCGUCCCCGCCAGCGAGGACCGGAUGAAGAUGCCCUACACCGACGCGGUGAUCCACGAGAUCCAGAGGGUGACGGAUAUCGUGCCCAUGGGGGUGCCGCACACGGUGAUCCGGGACACCCAGUUCCGGGGGUUCACCCUCCCCAAGGGCACCAACGUGUUCCCCUUACUGGGCUCUGUCCUACGGGAUGCGAAAUACUUCAGCCACCCAGAAGAAUUCAACCCGGGGCACUUCCUGGACGAGUCCGGCCGCUUUAAGAAGAACGACGCCUUCGUGCCGUUCUCCUCAGGGAAGCGGGUCUGUCUGGGCGAGGCUCUGGCCCGCAUGGAGCUCUUCCUGUACUUCACCACCACCCUGCAGAGCUUCUCGCUGAAACCCCUCCUGCCCCCCACGGCCAUCGACACCAGCCCGAAAGUGAGUGGGUUCGGGAACGUGCCCCCCACGUACGAGAUGUGCCUGGUCCCUCGCUGA